CAAAUCCCAUGCUGUUGGGGACGUAAUUUUUUUCGACGAUGGUGCUGAUGACAUCAGAAUGCGACUGUUAAACCAUUUCCAAAACACUGCACAGGAAUAAGUCUAGUCAGUGCUUUUAAAUAGUAGUGUAGUAACGUAAGAAAAUAGUAGUAAUAAAAAUGAGGCCAUGAUUUAAAAAACAACGCCAAGUGUGCGCUUUCGUAUUACAGCCAUUAUAAGCGAGUCGAUAAUUUUAAACCAGCAGAGACCUCUUCCUCCUGAGAUCACAUAACGUUACAUUACAAAGGCGAAAUACCUACAUUUCUAUUUAAACAUUGCAGUGGAUAAUAAUAAUAAUGGCUUUAAGUAUGGAUAUCAGCAUUUCUUUUCUCAAGUGUGAACUCGCCUCCACCAUCGACCAGGCGGUAAGAUACGCCGUUGAAACGGUUUUAAAAGAAACUGCACGAGUUGUCGGCAUAAAGCUCGCAGCGGCUCGUAAUGCUGCCGUGGAGUCGCAUCGAGAGAACCAGACUUUACGAGAAAGACUAGAGAUAUCUGAGAGUGAGCUAAAAGCGGUACGCUAUUACAUGACCGCGGCUGAAAAGAACAUUAAACAGUGUUUACUACUGAAUAAAAAUCAGACCAGAUCAAAUAGUGUGCGUUCAAACGCGGACGAUGCAAUGUUUCUGUUUUCCUCACACGCUGCCGAUGGAGGCGUCUCGUCGCAGAGCAGAGAUUCAUCCCGCAAGACCUUCAGAAAUUCACCAGGAAGAAUACACAGUGCUAAAAAUACCUCUGGUGUUGGCCUCUGUCCACCCACGAUUCAGUCAGACUGGCCUCGCGUAUGUGUCAACCGCAGAAAAGCGCGAGGCGUUACAGCAGGCAACAGUUCAUUACUCAUAGGUGACCCCGCGACCUCUCAGGCCCAUGCAGAAAAUAACCCUGCAGUGCUUAGACCAGAGGAUGAAACUGAGGCACCGUUUUACUUCACCAAUGAGAAUGUCACAGAAAGAGGACACGCUAUGGCAGUGAUGGAGUCUGAGAGGGCAAACAAGGAGCCCGAAGUUUCAGGCUCAUCCGAAAACCCACCAGAGGACCCAUCUGACAUCACAAAGUUUGAGUUUGAAAUGAGCACACCUGCAGGAAAUGUUAACGAACUGGAGCUGAUACACGUGAUGGAGGACUCUGAGGAUGUCAAACAAGGCACCGUUAAAAUCGAAAAUGACCCCGAUUCACUUACAUUAGAGCCUCCUUCAUCCGACCAAGCUGUGGGUUUAUCCGUGCAAGUGCUGCCACAUAUCUCCUCACCUCCAAUACAUGAGAGUGAAGGGGAUGCUUUGGUAAACUUAAUGCCUCCUGUAGGGAAUGAAGCAGGGCUAAGCGGAAAUUCCGAGAGCACUGAUAAACUUCACUGCUGCAACAUUUGUGGCCGGGGAUUCAGACGAUUUUACUGCUUGAAAACACACCAACGCAUACACACGGGAGAACGCCCGUAUCCUUGCAGAUAUUGUGAGAAACGCUUCCGACAUUUAGACAGUUUACAUAAACACCAACGCAUUCAUACGGGAGAGAGGCCCUACCGGUGUGCACAGUGUGGAUGCUGCUUUAGAGAACUGGGUCAACUCAAAAAGCACAGACUUAAACACUCACCCACAUAUGUUUCUGUGGCCCAUCCUGCCUUUCCUCUUCCCCCUUCCGGGCCCUCCUAUGUGUGGCCACAUCUUAACUCCCAGUCUUUGGAUUCUGUCUGAUAAUAUUGUCAACGGGUGCACAGAAAAGUUUUAUUUGUUUU
Misgurnus anguillicaudatus (oriental weatherfish) is the source of this 1771-nucleotide messenger RNA. RefSeq lists its product as uncharacterized. Lineage: Eukaryota; Metazoa; Chordata; Actinopteri; Cypriniformes; Cobitidae. The record is from RefSeq and is a predicted model, not a curated record. Gene Ontology annotation, biological process: regulation of transcription by RNA polymerase II. Gene Ontology annotation, molecular function: RNA polymerase II cis-regulatory region sequence-specific DNA binding; DNA-binding transcription factor activity, RNA polymerase II-specific.